CCUCUCCCCCCGCCAUGCAGUACAGCCCGGCGCCCGCCGUGCUGGUCACCACCAGGCAAAUUCAGAAUACGCACACGGGGCUGGAUUUGUCAGUGCCAAAAUACCAGGAAAUCCGUGGGAAGAUGAUGUCCGGCCAUGUAGAGUAUCACAUUGUCGUUGUUACCCGACUGGCUGCCUUCAAAUCAGCAAAGCACAAGCCUGAAGACGUAGUUCAGUUUAUGGUUUCCAAGAAGUACAGCGAGAUAGAGGAACUCUAUCAGAGACUGGCGGCACGAUAUCCACAGGCUUCUCUUCCACUCUUGCCUCGAAAAGUUCUCUUCGUGGGGGAAUCUGACAUCUGUGAACGAAGAGCUAUGUUCAAUGAUAUAAUGAAAUUCAUCGCAAAAGAUGAGGAUCUAGCAACAAGUCCUGAGUUACUGGAAUUUUUAGGAACAAAAUCUACUAGUGCUAUUGACUUCAAAGGUAAAAACAUACCUGAUGACAAGGAGAAAGAAGAUGAAGAAAAUGAGGCAUUGGAUUUUUUCAAAGAGGAGAAGACACCUGACUUAAUCUCACAGUUUUCAUCAGUGGAAAAUGCCAAAAAAGGGCAGAAAAAAGAAGAGGAAGAGGAGGAAGAAGAGGAAGAAGAUUUAGACCCUCUUGGUAUAAUCAGAACUAAAAAACCAAAGAAGGCACCUGCUCCUCCAACCAAGGAAGAGAAGCCCAAAUUAACCAUUUUUGAAGAGGAAGUAGAUCCAGAUGAAGGACUCUUUGGCCCAGAAGAAGAUUUCUUAUCGAUUGGUCCCAGGAAGAAGAUGAAAGAGAAUCUGAAAUUGUUUGAAGACCCAGACCUUGGUGGGGUGGUAAGACUGGGUGACUCACUGCUGCUGCCAGCUGCCUGUAAGAACAGGGAGUAUGUGCUGAACACUGAUCCUGAGGAGGACACUGAGAAACUGCUGAGAGUUGAAGAUGAUUUAGAGAAACUCUUGAAAGUAACCUCCAAACCAAAACCUAAGGUACCAUCAAAACCACCAUUGCCUCAGAAGCCAUCAGUUGCCCCCAGGAGCACUAAUUGGUCUCCACUGGCAAAGCCAAAGGAAAACAGGAUUCAGACAAUGAAUGAAGUGGACAUUCUCCAGUAUAUCCAGGAAAAUGAAUCUAUCAACAACCAAGAUACAAGUCUUUUUUGAACAUACAUAUUUUUAAAAUGUAAUGAUGCCUUCUUGGCCUUAACUCCCAGUGAGCUCAAGUGACAAUAGCAAGAACUGACCAGAUCUCUUUACUGUCACAGUGCUCAUUUGUGUACCAUCAUAUAGAGAGCAGCAAGUUUGACUAGCAGAGGCUUGACAUGAUGUUUUCAGAAUAGUGCAGUUGUGGUAUAGUGUUGCCUUAGAUUUUCAGGGGUUUACAGGGAAUGUGGAAAAGGAUGUAGCGCUACAGAUUGUCUACUACUAUUUUAGUAUUAACAUAGUAUGGUUUCGGCCAGUUUUGUCCUAACUGAAAAAGGUAAGCGUGUUGCACACAUGGCAACUGUGAAUAGUGUCAAACAAAUGGUCUGAGGCAGGACAGGAUACUGUUCCUGUCAUUUUAGACAGUGUAUUUCAGCUCACUGGAAAGGUCAUUUUCCUUUAAUCCUGUGGAUUUUUGUAGCAGCCCUUUCCUCCCUGAACUGGUAUUUCAGUAAUUUAUAACCAGGAACUGUUAAGUAUAGGUAACAGUUCCUCUCUAGUUCAGAGAAACUGAAAUCCUGUCAAGCUAAGCCUGACAAUCUACUGCCUUUGUUGUUGCGAAAAUGCCAACUCAUAAGAGAACUUGUAGGACUGCAAACACUAGACGCUACGCAUCUCUGGCCCUUGGGGAGAAUAGCAAAUGACUGAAGAUGGCUCAGAGUGCAGCUCCAGACAUAUGUGGAGGUUGCAGUGUGUAGGAGGUUUGGAUGCUGUAGGACUCUUGUGAACCUACUCAAGAUUCCCAAGGGCUAAUUUUUCCAGCCAAGACUUCCUGGGCUUCCAGUGUAGUUAGUAGAGAGAAAGAGAUUUCUCCAGGAGGUGAUUCAGUGCAGGUGUCCUAAUGGAGGAACUCUGAAUUGCUCUCUGGAGUCACUCACUCUCUCCUUCCCUUCACCCAGAACUUACAGAUGAAGCCAUGGUGAUUAAUUCCACUAAGCUAAAGUGAGUUUUUUGAUAAAACAGCGGUCUGUUCAUUACUAUGGCAAUGGUUAAAACAAGGGAGGACAAACUUGGGAUUAUCCAGAGGAAAAAAUAGGAGGAAAAUACAUUGGAGAAAUUUAAAUAUGCAGGAAAAGAAAAAGAUGGUAGUACAGGCAUCACAGACUACCCCUCUUCUUCCCUGGCUCAGGCACUCUGGUUGAACAUGCUGAAUUUACAUCUAAUGUGGGUUGAUACUUGCUGUCAUCUACAAAGAGAUUCCUGAACUCAUUCCACGUUUGUUUUAUCCAGAUGUGAAGACAAGCUCCCCAGAGAGAAAAUAUUACUAUAUUUAAGCCAUUAUCACUAUCCCCAAAUUUGCCUGCCUAGUAUAGAAUAAAAUAAAUAGAAAGCAUUAUAUAUAUUUUUUUAAUAAUGAAAUUAUUAGUAUUUCCUUCUUAAGCCAAUGGAAAAUAUGAUAAAGGUAUUUUAGUUUGAUGGGACAGAUAAAACGUAACCAUUG
Molecule: messenger RNA, 2649 nt
Organism: Gavia stellata (red-throated loon)
Lineage: Eukaryota; Metazoa; Chordata; Aves; Gaviiformes; Gaviidae
Gene: HS1BP3
Product: HCLS1 binding protein 3
Exons: 7
Coding region: 15-1169 (384 amino acids)
Molecular function (GO): phosphatidylinositol binding
Source: RefSeq, a predicted model, not a curated record